Messenger RNA from Zingiber officinale, 2646 nucleotides. Its product is annotated as probable disease resistance protein At1g61300. NCBI's taxonomy places the organism in Eukaryota, Viridiplantae, Streptophyta, Magnoliopsida, Zingiberales, Zingiberaceae. Gene Ontology annotation, molecular function: ADP binding; protein binding. The record is from RefSeq and is a predicted model, not a curated record. Bases 1 to 2646 code for a protein of 881 amino acids. The transcript has a single exon.
AUGGCCACUAUCAUUGCCGGCAUCACUGCACUCUUCAAUACUCUAAAGGAUUGCUGCUUCCAAUCUUCCAAUUACAUCGUCUCAUUCGAGGGAAUCAUCUCCUCCUUGGCCGUAGAGCUUGUCCAACUAAAGAACAAAAGCGAGGAUAUCAAUAGGCAAAUCGAGGCAGCCAAAAGGGAUGAGCUCAAUCCAAAGCAAGAAGUCCUCGGCUGGCUUAAAUCCGUCGAAGACUUCACUUCCGAGGCUGAAAACAUAAACACUGCAUACCGCCGGAUGUUUAAGUGUCUCUGCAACUUUCCGGUCAAUCUGUGCUCCAGCUACCCCCUCAGAAACAGAGCUGAGGCAGCGCUCACGGUGGCGGCAGAUUUAAAAAGGAAGGCCGGAGAGUUCGCCGACGUGGCUGAUGACCUGGAAGUCGAUCGUCUUUUCAAGAUGCCGAAUCCUCAAACUGUUGGCAUGGAUACGGCAGUAGAGGCCCUGCUAGGCCAUGCAAGGGAUGACGACGUCAGCAUCAUUGGGAUCCACGGCAUGGGAGCCGUUGGCAAGACGACCCUUCUGAUAAGAUUCAACAAUGAUUUCGCAGAGAAGGAACUGAACAAUCUGGAUGUAGUCAUCUACGUCGACUUACCGACGGAGUACAAUGCGGAGGAGCUCCAGAAGUCCCUAUUCGAUCGAUUGAAACUCACAUGGAAAGACGAGGAGCCGCAGAGGAACAGAGCCGGCCGCCUUUUCCGCGUGUUGAGCAAGAUGAGAUUUUUACUGUUGCUGGAUAACGUAUGGGAGCCCUUGAACUGCCAGAUCUUGGGAAUUCCACUUCCCCAGCCGCCGUGCAAGAGCAAAAUCGUGUUCGCCACCCGCAUGGAGGAGGUCUGCAGCCGCAUGGGCGCAGAGAAGACGAUCAAACUGGAAUGCUUACCGGAGGAGGCGGCUUGGGAUCUCUUCAGAUUCAAUGCAAAACUGGAUCUUGCUGGCACCGACCGAAGGAUACUGGACUUGGCUAGAAUUUUGGUCCGACAGUGCGCCGGCUUGCCAGCGGCGCUCAUCACCAUGGCGCAAACAAUGGCGACCAAAAGGAAGAUCGAAGAGUGGAGGCAUGUUCUUAUCACCAUGGAGGAGGCUCCGUUCCAGCUUCCAAGAAUGGAGGAGAAUGUCUAUCAUCCUCUCAAACUCUCCUACGACCAUCUGAACGACACAUUGCUAACGUGUGCGUCCUACUUCGCUCUGGUGCCGGAAGGAUACCGGCUGAGCAAAUACCAGGUUAAUUGGCUCUGGAUCGGCGAAGGUUUCAUCAACGACUCUGAGACCUGGUUGGAAAGUGUAGACAAAGCUUCAUAUCUGCUCGGAAUGCUACUCGCAGCGUCUCUGAUACAAAGAAUCGACGACGAGUUCUUCAAAAUGCACCCUAUGGUUCGCUCCAUGAUACUGGGGAUGCAAUGCGAUUGCGGGAAGAAGGAGAGCAAAUGGCUGAUAAGAGCUGGACAUGGUCUUGAAGAAGCACCUGGAGCGGAGAAGUGGAGAAUCUCCGAGAGGAUAUCUUUGGGCUGGAACAACAUAGCUCUUCUUCCCGACGAGCCUCAGUGCCCUGACUUGAUCUACUUGCUUCUCCAAAACAAUCAUCCUCUCAAGAACAUACCCGAUGAGUUUUUCUCCCACAUGCCUCGUCUCAAAGUCCUGGAUCUUCAGAAUUCUUCCAUAAAAGAGCUUCCACCAGGGAUUGGCAAUCUUUCCCAGCUCCGAUUGCUUGAUUUAUCCAGCACUAGGAUUGCAUCUCUGCCGAGGGAGAUUCAAGCUCUGGUGAAUCUCAGAGUUUUGAGGAUGACAUCAACUACACAUUUGAGAAGUAUUCCUGGCGAUGCCAUUCCUUGUCUUCACCAACUGCAAUGGCUGGAUAUGUUUAACAGUUACAGUGGGUGGAGGGUGGUCGGAGACCAGCAAUUGGAUGGAGAGGGGAUACUUCUUGACGAGGUAGAAAGCUUGAAGAAAUUGAAGAAAUUGAAGGUUCUUAACAUCACCAUGAGCUCAGUAGCUGCUCUUCGAAGACUCUGCGAGUCGCAAAGGCUUGCAGCCGCUGUGUAUUGUCUCCAGAUUGAAGGUUGCGGAGGCUUGGCGAGUCUCGACAUUCCAUCUACUUUUUGUCUUGGAGAAAACAUACACAAUGUCGCUUUGAUCCGACUCCAUGAUCUUGAAGAGGUAAUCAUUGGUGGUGAUCUUCAAGUUCUCAAUGCUCUGUCGUGCCUUGAAUAUCUUCGUCUCUUGGCUCUCCCAAAAGCUAAGAUUAUCUGGAAGAACAGGUGUUUAGAGAAUCUACUUGAGCUGGAAAUUGAAGAUUGCAAUGCAAUUGAUCGGCUAAUGAAGGUGGUAAACAAUGCAACUAAUUCUACAGAGACUAUUACAAUCUUCCCUAGACUAAGAAAAAUUGUGCUUCGAAAGCUACCGGAGUUGGAGAAUUUGAGUGACGGAGAUCAAGUAAUAGCAUUUCCUUCCCUGAAGACGAUGGAAGUGAGGAAUUGUCCCAAGCUAAAGAAGCUGACAUUGGCUGCUGAAAACUUGACAGAGAUCAAAUGUGACAGAGAAUGGCAGGAUGAGCUAGAUUGGUCGGAUGAAAGAACAUUGUCCUUCCAGGAACUCUUCAAGCAAGCGGAUUGA